AUGUCUUACAAAUACAACAGUUCCAUCCUGCCCAAUAACUACACCUGGACCCUUCCACUCUGUACAGUCGACUCGUUUGUAGUAUACUUUAUCUCCUGCCUCAUAUUUGUCAUUGUAGGCCUAAGAUCUGGAUCAGAUGGAGAAACAGGCGGAGGAGGCAGGAAGCCAGCAAGAGGUCGUGGCCGUGGCCGACGAGGUCCAAACGUACAGAGCUCCGGUGACCACAAAGCACGCUCGGAGCUGAAAACAAAGGAUCAGAUCAUGAAGCAGCGCAAGAAAAAGCAGAAGCACCAGUUCCUGCAGGGCGGGGGGAUGAGGAAGCUCCGCUCCAAGAACAAAAAGUGGCUCGGAUAAGUUAAAAAGUCAGGUUUUGGAAGGGGUGGCCAUAAGAAAGGCAAGCUGAGGAAGAAACUGGGAGGAGGACAGAGGGUUGAUGGUGUGGAGGACAUCACGAGGAACUGGGUGAUAAGCAUCAGAAUCAUCUGAGAACAUCACCAAAGAUUUUCCUGGCGCUUUGUGUGACUGUAGAUUAAGGAGAAAAUCAUUUGUGAAUCUUUACACUGCAGAAAUGCACGUCACUUCUUCCUUGAUGGCCUGCUGAACUCUGCGUUUGCCACAGAGUUAUGUUUAAUUAUGAUCCACUAACCUGGAUUUACUACUUGUAAGCAUGUUGGCAGUCUAAUAAAAGUGUUUUGGAGUACUGAAAUAUGUCUUAUCAAAAUGGUAAAAU
Molecule: messenger RNA, 730 nt
Organism: Maylandia zebra (zebra mbuna)
Lineage: Eukaryota; Metazoa; Chordata; Actinopteri; Cichliformes; Cichlidae
Source: RefSeq, a predicted model, not a curated record